AUGAUGUUGGGGGAGACUCACCGCGCAAAUCCAACCGUUCAUGUGCCACCGUGGCCGCUCCUCCACGAAUCCACGCCGGACAUAUUUUUACCGUACACCGCCAAUGCCGAUUACUCGCCGUACUCUCUGCAAGAAGCGCUCAGCGCACUUCAGCACUACGAUUCCACUGAUGCUGAGUCAGACUCUGAUGCUCCGUCCCGGGAACCGGAGGUCCCGGUUGACGCCUACUCCUGCGAUCAUUUCCGCAUGUUCGAGUUCAAGGUUAGGAGAUGCGCACGUGGCAGGUCACAUGACUGGACGGAGUGCCCGUACGCCCACCCCGGCGAGAAGGCUCGCCGUCGUGACCCCCGCAAGUAUCAUUACUCCGGCACGGCGUGCCCCGAUUUUCGUAAGGGGAUUUGCAAGAAGGGUGACGCUUGCGAGUACGCUCACGGGGUUUUCGAGUGCUGGCUCCACCCCGCACGUUACCGUACUCAGCCGUGCAAGGACGGCACUAGUUGCCGCCGCCGCGUGUGUUUCUUUGCCCACACGCCGGAGCAACUUAGGGUUUUGCCACAGCAGAGUCCACGGAGUGCUGACUCGUACGACGGGUCUCCUUUGAGACUUGCUGUGGAGUCAUCUAAGACGGUGGCGCCCUUCGUGUCUUCUCCAGGGUCGGUGUCGCCGCCGGUGGAAUCUCCCCCUAUGUCGCCGAUGACUCGUUCGGGAUCUGUGUGUGUUAAUGAGAUGGUUGCUUCGCUGAGAAACUUGCAACUGGGGAAGGUUAAGUCGUUGCCUUCUUCUUGGAAUGUUAUAGGAUCUCCCGGGUUCGGGUCUCCCAGAGGACCCGUUAUCCGACCCGGAUUCUUCAGUCUGCCAUCGACCCCCACGCAGCCCCCGGUUCGCGGUGGGGUCAACUGCUUUGACCUGUGGGAUCAGAGUUGUGAGGAGGAGCCCGUGAUGGAGAGGGUGGAGUCUGGAAGAAACAUAAGAGCGAGGAUGUUUGAGAAGUUGAGCAAAGAGAAUGCUCUUGACGGGUCGGGUUCUGGUGGCACCGGGGUUCCCGAUGUUGGGUGGGUUUCGGAGCUUGUGAGUCGCUGA
Molecule: messenger RNA, 1080 nt
Organism: Sphenostylis stenocarpa
Lineage: Eukaryota; Viridiplantae; Streptophyta; Magnoliopsida; Fabales; Fabaceae
Source: the annotation of a GenBank genome assembly